UGCGCAUGUCAUCUGGUCGCUUCCGCUUGAGCUGUCUGCUGAUCGAGGCUUUUGCGAGAGCUUCAGUUUGCCGUGCGGCGAGAACCGUGCCUGGUGAUACCGAUAUAAUAAUACCCGCGGUUUAACGUUUCUCCUCCUCUAUCUCUCUCUUAUCUACUAUAACACUCUGUGAGUGCCGUGUUAAAUCUCACCUCAAAUUUAUUAACUAAAUAACCUAACUAAAAACGCCGACAAUAUGAGCUGGAAAGAUUACGUAGACAAACAGCUCGUUGCCUCCCGUUGUGUGACCAAGGCUUGUAUCGCCGGCUUAGACGGCAACGUCUGGGCUAAAAGUGAUGGUUUCGAGGUAACAAAGGAUGAAUUGGUAAAAUUAGUAAGCGGUUUUGAAAAGCAAGAUAUCCUGACGUCGUCGGGUGUAACCUUAGCCGGGAAUCGUUACAUUUACCUUUCCGGUACGGACAGAGUGAUCAGGGCCAAGUUAGGGAAGGUUGGCGUGCAUUGCAUGAAGACCACGCAAGCUGUUGUAGUUUCCUUAUACGAAGAUCCCAUCCAACCCCAGCAAGCCGCGUCCGUUGUAGAAAAGCUAGGAGAUUACUUAAUAAACUGCGGUUACUAGAGAUAGUGCGUCGGCCGCGAUCGUCGUCAAAUACAGCGGCAUAAAAAACAACAAAAAAAAGCAACAAAAACAAACUAAAAAAAAACUAUGUAUCAGUAAAAUUUUUCCAUCUAAUUCAAAAAAAAUAUACUGAAAAAACACAUAAAAAUGCCAUAAAUGAGUCAUCCGCAACCGUGUGCGUAUUAAUUCAUAAUUAAUAAAUAUUAACAUUAACGGGUGUGUCAAAAAAAUUUAUUUAAAAAAACUAAAACGUUUCUCCGCGCGUAAAUGCUACAUAUACAUGCUAAAAGAAAUAGUUUUCGAUUUUUUUUUGUUAUAUUUUGAUUUAUAUAUAAAUUUUUUUUGAAUGAACGCCGCUUCGAUAUAGAAGAGAAAUAAAUUUAAAUUUAGUUGUUAAAUUUAGGUCAAUUUCGUUUGGGAAAUUUUACAGUAUGCAUUUUCUUUUACUACAUUAAAGUAUUAUACGAUUAUUGUAAAAUUGCUCAAACGAAAAUAUAUAAAAAAAGAAACGGGAAAUUUUUGCGUGUUUUUUUAAUUAAUAUUAUAUCUUUUUUUUUUCGAUUUAGACUGUGGUCAUUAUUAAAAAAAAAAAUAAAAAAAAAAGAACUAAUAUAAUUAUUACGAUAGAUUUUUUUUAAGUAGUGCCAGAGUGCUGUGAAUUUUUUUAAGUCCCCCUCUGCGUAGAAAUUAAUAAGAAAAAUGCGGGGCAGGUCUAAAAAAAUUAAACGCACACCUGAUUAAUAAUUAUCAUGUCUCGUAUCGUCUUUAUUUUUUAUUUUUCACCGCUUUUUUUUAUUGACCAUCAUCGUAAUAUUACUAUCUUAUCAACUAUACGGAAGAAAUAAGAAGAAAAAAAACAAUUUGAUACUGAAAAUACAAUAUUAGGGUUUUUAAUAAAAAAUCUCUAGUCCCGCCAAUUCUUCUUUUCUAUUUUAUUCGACCCUCAACCCCCUUUUAUAUUAUCAUACAAAUAUUAAAAUGCUACAGUCGCGUCUCUCCUAAUUUUUUGACCUAAAACAGCUUACUAUUAAAAAAAAUUAUCGGAAUAAAAAAGUAAUAAACAAGAUUUAAAGGGGGAAAACCGGUCAUUGCACAAAAAAAGAAUAAGAAUUAAUAAAUAAAAAAGUAAUAUAAGUACAUACAUAUUUUUUAUUCCGAUAUACGCUUAAAAAAGUCUCCAAGCUUCUUGUAUUAUUACGUCUUAUUAUUAGUAUAUUUACUCUCCUCUUAAAUAAAAGAAAAAAACGAAGAAAAAAAAUUGGAUUUAAGAAUUCGGUGUGAUUUUAAACGUAUGCGUCGUAAUAAUAAAAAAAAAUAUCGAUUAAGAAACAAUAAAAAAAAAUUAAAACAAUGGAUACAAAAAUAAAGCCGAAAAUUUGCACUAGUUUUUUACGUCACAACCAGCUGCUUGUGAUAUUUGUCAUCAAGGCCGAAAUAAAAAGAUAAUCGACCAAAAGAAUUAAUUAAUUAAUAAUUAAAAGGUAAAAACAAGAGUAAAAGGAUAAUAUCUAUUAAAAUAAAAAUGCUUUGAAACUGAACCGAACCCGAAAAGGCAUCGUUAAAUGCUCAGCCUGGAAAACGCAGGAUAAACGCGUCAUUUUGUUUUGCUUUUUCUCUUUUUUGGUCGUUGGAAGAGGAGAUAAAAAAAGGAGGAGGAGGAAAACGAGAAUAAGUUAGCUUUGUAAAUUUUUUCUCAAUUGCGAGGGAUUACUGUGUCUAAAAAAAGUGAAAUAAUAAAUUUGUAUUAUAUAAAGAAAA
Onthophagus taurus is the source of this 2374-nucleotide messenger RNA. RefSeq names its product profilin chickadee (gene chic). Gene Ontology annotation, molecular function: actin monomer binding. The record is from RefSeq and is a predicted model, not a curated record. Gene Ontology annotation, cellular component: cell cortex. NCBI's taxonomy places the organism in Eukaryota, Metazoa, Arthropoda, Insecta, Coleoptera, Scarabaeidae.